Oryza brachyantha (malo sina) is the source of this 2597-nucleotide messenger RNA. RefSeq names its product nucleobase-ascorbate transporter 6-like. Gene Ontology annotation, cellular component: membrane. The transcript is spliced from 14 exons. The record is from RefSeq and is a predicted model, not a curated record. Bases 828 to 2420 code for a protein of 530 amino acids. Lineage: Eukaryota; Viridiplantae; Streptophyta; Magnoliopsida; Poales; Poaceae. Gene Ontology annotation, biological process: transmembrane transport. Gene Ontology annotation, molecular function: transmembrane transporter activity.
GCCACCCCUGAAAUCGCGCAACCUUCCCACCACCACUACAAGACAUCCACCCCUCUCCGCCUCGCCGGAGAAGAAGAAGAAGAAGAAUCCGAGCUAAGAAGAAAGCAAGCUGCCGAGGCGAGGCGAGCGCGAGGUGGGGAUUCGCUUUAAGCUUUAAAGCGGGAAGAAGAAAGCUAGCGAGGAAGUAAAGGGGAGGAGGAGGAAAGAGAGCUGUCGUUUUCGUCUUGUGCUUGCUCUGCUCCAGCUAGCUGCCCGCCUCGGCGCUCGCGGCCACGCUGCCACCUCCUUUCUGCCACGCCAAAAAGCUUCCUCACUAGGACUACUCCCCCUCCUCGGGAUGCUGCCCUGAUCGUCUCUUGCUUGGGCGUGGCUAAUUUUUCCAGAUUAGGUCGCUGGGUUAAGCGGAGGCGGCUGCUCUGCUCCUCUGCUCGUGCUUGCCUUGCGCUCGUGUGAGAAAAGGGAGAGGCUUUCCGUGGGAAAGAUUCCGUGUUGUAGGAGCAGCGCACCAUUUCGUCGUCGUCCUCCUCCUCUUCUUCUUCUUUCCGUUGUGCUUGGGCUCCUCCUUUACUGCCUUUUCCACUGCUGCGAGUGGUUUGGUUGGUGGUUGAUUUGUUCUUUCCUUCCUCGUGAGGGUUCUUGCCUCCGUGGCUGCUUCUCUUGUUCUUUUUUUGUCUCUGUCCCGUCCAGCGGAAGCGAUUGACCACCGGCUGAUUCUUCUCGGGGUUUCUUGGAGCUCGUGGGAGUGGAGUGAGGUGGUGGUGGUGUGAGAGGGGAGAGGUUUUUCUUGGGAGCUCGGAGUUGGGGGGCGGAGGAGGAGGAGGACGACGAUGGCAGCCGCGCCGCCGCCCAAGGCCGACGAGCUGCAGCCGCACCCGCCCAAGGAGCAGCUCGCCAGCGUCUCCUUCUGCAUCACCAGCCCACCGCCAUGGCCCGAGGCCAUUAUACUAGGAUUCCAGCACUUCAUUGUUAUGCUUGGCACCACUGUCAUCAUACCGAGUGCACUUGUGCCUCAGAUGGGUGGAGGAAAUGAUGAGAAAGCUCGGGUGAUUCAGACUCUGUUGUUUGUUGCUGGCAUAAACACCUUGUUCCAAACAUUCUUUGGGUCUCGUCUUCCGGUUGUGAUGGGUGGAUCAUAUACUUUCGUUGCACCAACCAUCUCAAUCAUCUUGGCUGGACGUUACAGAAAUGAAGCAGAUCCUCAUGAGAAAUUCUUAAGGACCAUGAGGGGAACACAAGGUGCUCUCAUCAUUGCAUCGACAAUUCAGAUGAUACUUGGUUUCAGUGGUCUCUGGCGCAAUGUUGUUAGAUUGUUGAGUCCAUUGUCUGCAGUUCCUCUUAUUUCACUUGUUGGAUUUGGGCUCUAUGAACUUGGUUUUCCAGGGGUAGCUAAGUGUGUCGAGAUUGGUCUUCCAGAACUCAUCCUACUGGUUGCAUUUUCUCAGUAUUUACCUCAAGUGUUGCAUUUCGGGAAGCCUAUCUUCGGCCGGUUUGGUGUUCUUUUCACCGUUUCGAUAGUGUGGCUUUACGCAUACAUUCUCACAAUUAGCGGUGCUUACAAGAAUUCUCCACCGAAGACACAGGCGCAUUGCCGUGUUGAUCGCUCAGGCCUUAUUUCUGGAGCUCCUUGGAUUAGAGUUCCUUAUCCCUUUCAGUGGGGAGCUCCAACUUUUGAUGCUGGAGAGGCCUUUGCAAUGAUGAUGACUUCAUUUAUUGCUCUUGUGGAGACAACUGGAGCUUUCAUUGCUGCCUCAAGGUAUGCAAGCGCAACUAUGAUACCUCCAUCAAUCAUUAGUAGAGGCAUCGGUUGGCAGGGUAUCAGCAUCUUGAUUGAUUCUUUUUUUGGGACAGCCAAUGGAACCUCAGUUUCAGUGGAGAAUGUUGGUCUACUUGCUUUGACACAUGUUGGCAGUCGUAGAGUAGUGCAAAUAUCUGCUGGUUUCAUGAUUUUCUUUGCCAUCCUUGGAAAAUUUGGAGCACUUUUCGCAUCCAUUCCGCUGCCUAUAUUUGCUGGCAUGUACUGUAUUUUCUUCGCAUAUGUUGGUGCCUGUGGCUUGAGCUUCCUUCAGUUUUGCAACCUAAACAGCUUUAGGACCAAAUUCAUCUUGGGUUUUGCUUUCUUCAUGGGGAUAUCAGUUCCUCAGUACUUCAAUGAAUACACAGCUGUUGCAGGUUAUGGUCCAGUGCACACUGGUGCCAGAUGGUUCAAUGACAUGAUAAAUGUACCAUUCUCGUCGAAGCCAUUCGUCGCAGGUCUUGUGGCCUACUUCCUUGACAACACCAUCGAAACGCACAAUAGCACGGUGAGGAAGGAUAGAGGUUACCAUUGGUGGGACAAGUUCAGGAGUUUCAAGAAAGACGCGAGGAGCGAAGAAUUCUACUCGUUGCCGCUGAAUCUGAACAAGUUCUUCCCUGCGGUCUGAUGAUCCAGCGAGCGUCAGAAGAACAGUUCAUAUGCCUCAACAUAAUUACUGUGCUGGCCUUCUUCAGUGUUGCUGGGCGCCUGUGCGUCAGUUUUGUGUACUUAAUAGGCGAACCUGACUAAUGUGACAAUGGAGAUGUGCUCUAGAUUGGGCAAUAUCAUGUCUAUUUUUUGGUCC